AUGGGCUACACACUCCCUCCUCCGUCCGCUUCUUCCUCCUCAACAGCAGCCGUCCCCGAUGAUCCGCUCAGUCAUGCCCAAUCGCUCAUCGCCCGCAAAUCAGAAAUCGAAGCCGAACUCGACACCCAACUCUCCAUCCUCAAAUCCCACAACGUCGACAUGCGCACCCCACUCGUCGACCGCGAAGGCUUCCCCCGCGCCGACAUCGACAUCGUCGCCGUCCGAACCGCGCGUGUACGCAUCAUCGAGCUGCGGAACGACCUAAAUGCCAUUUUGGAGGAAGUCAAGACCGCACUUGAGGCUGUGCAUGCUGCGAAUAGACAGACAAGAACGGAAGAAAAUAGAGACGAGGACGCUAUGCAGGUUGAAGAGACAGCAGCAGAGGAGCCGACGAUACCGUUUGCACGCGUGGAUGGUGUCGCACCAGGAAGUCCAGCAGCCAGUGCAGUGCUAUAUGCACAUAUUUAUUGUACACUCAUGCAGGGCCUGCAACGAGAAGACGUCAUCCUCGCAUUCGGUUCAUUCACAAUCUCCUCCAUAACUUCCACUACCUCAUCAUCAACAAUAAUACAAGCAUCAAGUCUCGCACCACUCGCCACACUCGCAGCAGAGCACGAGAAUCAACCCCUCAACAUAAGGAUCCUACGCAACUCUCAACCCAUCACACUAACACUUAUCCCUCGAAAAUGGGGUGGACGAGGACUCAUAGGGUGUCAUAUUGUGCCCUACACAUCGUCGUGA
Fomitiporia mediterranea MF3/22 is the source of this 741-nucleotide messenger RNA. RefSeq lists its product as uncharacterized. The transcript is spliced from 4 exons. Lineage: Eukaryota; Fungi; Basidiomycota; Agaricomycetes; Hymenochaetales; Hymenochaetaceae. Gene Ontology annotation, molecular function: protein binding. Gene Ontology annotation, cellular component: nucleus; cytoplasm. Gene Ontology annotation, biological process: proteasome regulatory particle assembly. The record is from RefSeq and is a predicted model, not a curated record. The coding region runs from base 1 to 741 and encodes 246 amino acids.